AUGCAAAAAGUCGGCGACGAUGAGCCUCCAUAUGUUAUCCCACAGGAGCCAAGUGGCUUACCCAAUGCGCGACCGAACAUUGUAAUUUUCAUGCCGGAUCAACUGCGCUACGACUCACUGCAAUGCUCUGGAUUAAAUCCGAACAUCAAAACACCCAACAUUGAUGCAUUUGCUUCUCGUGGAGUGCGCUUCUCGGAGUGCUAUGUCCAAGCCUCUGUCUGCUCCCAGUCGCGUUGUUCAAUGUUCACCGGGUUAUACCCCCAUGUAUCGGGUCACCGAUCAUUGGAAAAUCUGAUCAAGCCAUGGGAACCGAAUUUGUUCCGAGCUUUGAAGGAUAAUGGGUAUCAUGUCGCGUGUAUGGCCCCUCGUGGAGAUUUGUUUGCGCCAACUGUCACUGAGCUCAGCUUGACUGAGUAUGGCUUUUUGGAACCUCCCGAAGUAACGAAAAUCAUCGGCGCAAAGGGGGCGGAAAGGUCGGAAGAGGAUAUCACGAUCUGGGAGCGUCUGUUCUAUAAAGGACGUCGGGAUGUCAGUAAGGCAGUUGAUUAUGAUGAAGCGGCCGUCCGGAGUGCAGAGAAGUGGCUGGAAUGUCCCCCAGACGACAAGCCGUGGGUGUUAUUCUUACCUCUCUUAUUCCCUCACUGUCCUUUCACGGUUGAGGAGCCAUAUUUCUCAAUGUACAAGCGCGACGACAUGAUCGCACCAUCGACCUAUCAAGAAAAGACAGGGUAUGAACCCAAAUAUAUGCAGAUGAUCAGGGAUAGUUAUGGCACACACCGGGCCACGCCGGAAAUCUGGGCUGAGGUCUCGGCGACUUAUCACGGAAUGAUCUCUCGGCUUGAUGAUCAAUUCGGGCGCAUCGUAAACAAGAUUGAGUCAACAGGAUUAUGGUCAAACACGAUAACCAUGUUCUUCACUGAUCAUGGCGAGUACCUCGGUGAUCAUGGGUUAAUCGAAAAAUGGCCUAGUGGAUUAUCUGAAACUCUCGUUCGAGAACCCCUGAUCAUAGCCGGUGGUGGCAUUCCCUCAGGACUCGUUCGUGACGGCAUGGCCGAGAUGGUUGACUUGGUUCCAACCAUCCUGCAGCUAUGUGGUAUUGAUGAAACCUUCCCCCACAAUGGCAAAUCCCUGCUCCCCACCAUCCUGCACGACACGCCACACCGACAAUAUGCGUUCUCUGAAGGAGGAUUCCUCCUCUCGGAAGAACCACUCCUUGAACGAGCCUCAUUCCCUUAUGACUUGAAAUCACAGCUUCAACAUGAUGAUACAUCGUGGGUUGGAAAAGCCAUCUCUAUGCGCGAUCAUAACUGGACAUACAUUUACCGAUUGUAUGAGCCGGCUGAGCUCUAUGAUCGCAAAGCCGAUCCUCAUGAAUUACACAAUCUAGCGGCUGAUCCACGGUUUAUACACCAGGCACGCCUUAUGGAAAGCCACAUGUUCCGAUGGAUGGUCGAGACCAGUGAUUUCCUUCCAUAUACUAAAGAUAAUCGAUUCCCUCAAGUGAAUUUGCCGGACCCCAAGACAUUGUUGGAUCAGCGAAAGGCCAAGGCUCGAGCGGGGGAACGAGUCGAGUGA
Molecule: messenger RNA, 1575 nt
Organism: Penicillium malachiteum
Lineage: Eukaryota; Fungi; Ascomycota; Eurotiomycetes; Eurotiales; Aspergillaceae
Exons: 2
Coding region: 1-1575 (524 amino acids)
Molecular function (GO): iduronate-2-sulfatase activity
Source: RefSeq, a predicted model, not a curated record